Molecule: messenger RNA, 1519 nt
Organism: Nematocida parisii ERTm1
Lineage: Eukaryota; Fungi; Microsporidia
Exons: 1
Coding region: 1-873 (290 amino acids)
Cellular component (GO): cytoplasm
Molecular function (GO): ubiquitin-like modifier activating enzyme activity
Source: RefSeq, a predicted model, not a curated record
AUGAAAUUAUGUCUUAUAGGAUUGGGAGGGCUGGGGACAGCCAUUAUAAACAGUUUAACAGAAAAGAGUGGGGUUAGUCUUAGUCAUAUUUUUCUUAUUGAUAUUGACACAGUAGAAUUAUGUAAUACAGCAAACCAACUGUACACAGAGAGUGACAUAGGAAAGUAUAAAGUAUGUGCAACAAAGGAAAGACUUUUAAAUAAGAAGUAUAAAGGCAUUAUACAUACGUAUAUUAUAGAUAUAAAUAACCCUAUAAGUAUACCACAGGAUGUAUUACACUGUGACUUGUACAUAUCAGCACUUGACACGUAUGAGAGUAGAGUUAAUUUUUAUUAUUACGUAGUACAGGAAUCAUUCAAUCCUAAGAAAAUGUACAUAGACACAGGAACAGAAAGGUUUAAAGGACACUGUUUUUUUAGUAAAGGAGUAAUAGAUAAACCGUGUAUUUACUGUAUUAAAUGGUUAUUUCCCAACCCGAAUACACCAGUACCUUUAUGCAGUAUAAGGAAUAAUACGCCUCAAGAGAUAACAGAAGAAACAAAACCAUUGGUUAUUAUGAAUAUUCUAAGGGGAGUAUUAAGUGAUAAUUCUGUGUGGUGUACAGACGAAUACACAGAAACUGCUAAAAUAUAUAAUAACACGUAUAAUACAGUAGGAAAUGAAAUAAUAGACAGUGAAUACGUUAAAUCCAUUGAAAAGUACUUGGAAAUAGAGCCAAAUACACCAAUUACAUCAUUUAUUAUGGCAAAUAUUGUUGUUAGAAUUAUUCAUAAAGUACCAGAUGGUAAUUUUCUUAUAUACUCUGGUGAUGGAAUACCUUCCUUUUACUUACACACACUCCAAGCAGACCCUUUAUGCUUACUAUGCUCGUAAUAUUUAUGAAUUUAAAAUAACCCGAUAUAACCCGAAUGUCUAAAAUAUCAAGUUUAUUUAUUUAUGUAAAGGCAAAUGUCUCCUCUAAAUAAUAAUAUUCGCACACUUUCUAUUUUGAAUUAUUUCAUAUAUUCAAAUAUAACCCGAAAAUUUGUGUACAUACUUGAUAUAGCCAGAAAUUCUAAUGGGAAUGUGCCAGACAAAUAAGUCCUGCCCCUACUAAAUAUCCACAUAAAAGGUAGAAUAUUUUCAUUCCAUUGGUUAGAGAGUGAACAAUUGGUGGCAGCAUUUCUACCAGCACAAUAAAUGACAAACUACCAAAGGAGAUGCCUGUAAAUAUACUCUUUAUGAGCCCACCACUGAAAAUGUUUGAGAUAAAGUAUGCAGAAAGCAUUCCAAUUGGGGUAAGUGAGGAGUAGACUAAUAAUAGGCCAACAACCACGGGUUUCUUAAAUUGAGAAGAAAACAAAGCAACUCCCACAGUAACUGACUCAAGCACUUUGUGCACUGCAAGGCCUAUGAACAGUGUAGACUGCCCUGCCUGCCCAGAAGUAAAUGCAAAUCCUUCAAAUAUUGAGUGAAUAGAGAAAAUGAAUAUAAAUAUAAGUGCCUGUUUUAUCGUGGUUUUAUAUUUUAAUCCUUCUGU